[Torrubiella] hemipterigena is the source of this 1749-nucleotide messenger RNA. The record is from the annotation of a GenBank genome assembly. Lineage: Eukaryota; Fungi; Ascomycota; Sordariomycetes; Hypocreales; Clavicipitaceae.
AUGCCACUCACAUCACUCCCCGUGGAGAUUCUUGAAAAGGUCUGCUUGAAUAUUGCACGUUCACCAGACAUCGCAGAGCACAGAGGCUCGCGUCUCUUCAACUUUGGCGAACGAGCCCAGACCGAGGUCGUCGCCGAGACCUCUUCCGCCGCCGCCUCUUCUGCCCAUCCCUCUAGCGAAGAUGACGACGAAGACGAAAAAGACGACGACGAAGACGAUUACUAUACGGAUUCGCCAUGGCGCGUUCCCUCUGUCUCCGAUGGCAGCUUUGACUCGGAUAGCAGCUCUAAGAUGGGGGAGGGAUCUACAUCUCGGCCGUUCCAACCGGAUGAGGACGCCGAUAAGUUCUCGGACAGAGACUUGGCAGCACUGGCACUAACAUGUCGUCACAUGUAUGCUAUCGCGAAUAAAAUCCUCUACCGACGCGGAGGCACAGCCGUACGACUCGCAGACUACACCGAAACAGUCCUAACUCACCCUCAUCUGAUGGAGCAUGUCGAGCAUUUGACUGUGGCCAAGAGUCGCCGCAGCGGUGCAGUUACUGAGGAGCUCGCCCAGCUAUGCAACGAAAUUUUUGUGAGCCACAAUGUCGUGAGUCCUCAGGGAAAACCCGUCACCUGCUGGGCUGGUGAACAAGAAAAGCCCUACCCGGCCUGGCCCCCUCUAUCGUCGAGGCUGGUUAUAGCUUUAUUGCUCAGGCUGCCAAAUGUAAAAACCAUGGACAUCCAUUAUGGGUUUCAUCUUGGUAGUACACCCGUCGCCAACAACCCCCCUUGCCUCCCAAAGCUGCAGGCAGUACGAGUGAUGGAUUGUCACGAGUACGGCCGUAACCAUCAUCAAUACGGCUAUCAUUCACGACUGCUGCCACAAACCACCGUUCAGUGGAUGCUGGACGCUGCCCCGAACCUGAUAGCUAUUGACACGUCAAAUAUUGCCUUUGUCACUGCUCUACGGCAUCCUUCUGUUUCUGUGUUUGCGAUACAUAGUGGAUGGGCUCACCCCAGGGAGAUCCAGCAGCUAAUGGAAAGCAUGCCAGGGCUACGAUCGCUCAAAUACCACUCAAGCAGUCUUCACGCCGAGCAGAUGAAGUCCAAGGAUCUGUACCGCGCAGUGCGUGCCAGCGGGAAUGAAUUCCUAGUUGUUGAUGCUCGUUUCAACGUCAUCGCAACGGAAAGGCUCGGCACCAGUUCAAUUCCAGCCGGUGAAGGACAAGCAAACAAUCUUUCUAGUGUGCCGGUGUCUAGCAAUCCCUCUCUCUUGCCGUUGUCUAACGAUCUUUCUAUCUUGCAGGUGUCUAACGAUCUUUCGAUCGUACCGGUGUCUUACGAUCCUUCUGUUGGGUUGGCGCCUGACGAUCAUUCCCUCUUGUCGGCGCCUCUCAUGCCUCUUGUGGACAUUCACAAGCUUCGCAUCAAGGCGAUUCGCAUCAAUCUGCUGCCUGUUCAUGAACCUUCCGGAAGCCCUUGGGAUUGUCGGUUUCAAUGCAUCAUCCCAGCCACGGCCGAGAUUAUUGCUGUUGAUCAUUAUAAAAAUUGGGAUGACAUCACGGCUUUGGCGGAUUAUGUUAUUCGUUGCUGCCGCGUGGUCAAGGCAAUUUACAUCCGCAACUUGGGACAUGACUUUCAAAUUCUUGAUAAUGAGGAACCGGCACGCAGGUUGAAGGCCAAUGGCAUUACUUGCCAGGCCUAUUCACACAUUGACCUGCUCCAACUAGCUGAUCCAUUUGGUUUUGUACGAACCAGCUUUUGA